AUGGAUGAAUCAAAACCCCCUGUAUCUUCACCGGGACCACCACCCGAACGCUACCCCAUGGAUUACAAUUUCAGCAAAGCUGGGGUUAAUUCAGUGGCGAUUGUGAUCCUGUCUCUGGGAAACUGCGGACUCUCCAAAGGUAUCUCCCUUUACCUGGUGGGAAUGGCAGCAGCUGAUUUAAUAUGUGUUAUUGUUGCUGUUAUACUGUGUGAGAUCAAUAAUAUCUAUGUUUAUGCCCCUCCUUUGCUCAUUACACCGGUUUGCACCGUGACGCAUGCCCUGAGGGUCACAGCCAUGGACUGUUCCGUUUGGCUCACGGUGGCUUUCACGUUCGAUCGCUGUAUUGCAAUCUGCAGUCAAAAGCUGCGGGAGCGAUACUGCACCGAAAGGACAGCGACUAUUGUGAUAGUAAUUGUGUGUUUAGGAAGUUGUGCGAAGACUGUUCCAUUAUAUUUUGUGUUAGAACCUCACGUUAUCAUUGGCAACGUACCUUGGCGAUGUAUUUUGAAAACCGAUUUCCUUACUUUACCAGCAUGGAAAGCAUACCAGUUGUUUAACACUCUCACUACACCUUUAUUGCCGAUCGGUUUGAUUGUGCUUUUUAAUGCUUUAACAAUCAGUCACAUUAUCGCGGCAAACAGAGUUCGCCGGGGGCUCAGGAACAGCAGAGAGAAAAAGAAUGACCCAGAGAUGGAGAACCGGAGAAGAUCAAUAAUGUUGUUGUUCGCUCUCUCCGCCAAUUUCAUAUUGUUGUGGAUCCCCUAUAUUGUAUACACCAUGAACUGGCAAGUUCAGAAUUACUCUUACACAGACAGAUAUUUAAACACCCCGACAUAUGUACUGCAACAGUUUGGGUUCAUGUUGCAGUUUCUCUGUACCUGCACCAACACGUGUAUCUACACUCUGUCACAGAGGAAAUUCAGGGAGGAGCUGAACGGUGGAGUCAAACAUUUGGUUAAGUUAUGUGGUCGGCUCUGUGGAUGAACGCAAACCUAAUGGCAAGCUCUGAGGGGAGUUGAAAUGCAUUUCUAUGUGACCCAGAGUCCUCUAUUUUUCUAAGUUUCA
Molecule: messenger RNA, 1065 nt
Organism: Mobula hypostoma (lesser devil ray)
Lineage: Eukaryota; Metazoa; Chordata; Chondrichthyes; Myliobatiformes; Myliobatidae
Product: probable G-protein coupled receptor 139
Exons: 2
Coding region: 1-984 (327 amino acids)
Biological process (GO): phospholipase C-activating G protein-coupled receptor signaling pathway
Cellular component (GO): plasma membrane
Molecular function (GO): G protein-coupled receptor activity
Source: RefSeq, a predicted model, not a curated record